Paraglomus brasilianum is the source of this 1080-nucleotide messenger RNA. NCBI's taxonomy places the organism in Eukaryota, Fungi, Glomeromycota, Glomeromycetes, Paraglomerales, Paraglomeraceae. The record is from the annotation of a GenBank genome assembly.
AUGUCUACUGAAGCUCAAGCAACACCCGAUCCAGCCAAAGCUUUCGCCACGAAACUCGUCAAAACCCUCAAUGAUGGCGCACUCUGUCUAAUGAUCUCCGUCGGCCAUCGUGCGGGUCUCUAUGAUGCAAUUUCGACAUUCUAUCCAGAAUUUGUCUCGUCGCAAGCGCUCGCGGACAAAGCCAAACUCAACGAACGCUACGUCAGGGAAUGGUUGGGGGCCAUGGUAGUUGGAGGAAUCAUCGAAUACAACAGUGAAUCAAAGACUUACAGACUUCCUAAAGAUCAUGCCGCAUUCAUGGUCAGAGAAUCAGGGCCUAAGAACGUGGCUAUCUUUGGUCAAUGGAUCUCGUUACUCGGGUCUGUGGAAGAUCGUAUUUUGGAAUGCUUCAAGAAUGGAGGUGGAGUACCGCACGAGGCAUACCAUCGAGUCGACGAAGUAUUGGCCGAAAAAAGCAGCGCUCUCAUUGUCCCUGUGAUGCAGGAAAUGGUUGUCCCUGGUAUUCCUGGACUGCUCGAUAAACUCAAGAAAGGAAGCAAAGUACUCGACAUUGGUUGUGGACGCGGCUUUGUUAUGCUUGAUCUUGCCAAACGGUAUCCAGGUUGCACUUUCCGUGGGUACGACUACUCAUCUAAGCUGAUAGCCGAUGCCAAUGCUGACGUGGCGUCUCUCGGUCUUGCUAAUGUCUCUUUCCAUGUGCAAAACAUCUCAAAAUUGGAAGAGGUCGGUGAAUACGAUGUGAUCUUGGCAAUGGACGUCAUUCAUCAUCUAGCUGAUCCAGUAGGUGCAUUGAAGGGUGCUAAUCGUGCGUUGAAAGGUGAUGGGCUGUUUGUGAUGCAAGAUGUCAACUUUUCAUGCGACGUUGAGAAGAAUGUGAAUCAGGUUUAUGGUCCCGCAUUGUAUGCCGAUAGUCUUUUGCGUACUAUGACAAUCUCUUUAUCAGAAGGCGGUUUAGGUCUGGGUGCGGUUUGGGGAACAGAGGUCGCGCAGAAGAUGUUGAAAGAGAAUGGUUUUAACAAGACCGAAAUCGUGGUGUUUCCUGAAGACUUUGUAACCUGUUGGUUCGUCAACCAAAAGUAA